AUGACAGAUGCAAAGCCAAUAUCAUUACCAACUGAGCCUGAUUGGAUACCUGGUAAUUCACCACCAGCUACUGAUACCAACACUUACCGAGAAAUUAUAGGCAGUCUCACAUAUUUAACAUUGGGGACACUUCCAGAUCUAGCUUAUGCUGGUACAAUAAAUGAUGGAAUUUCGUUUAGGAAAACGAACAAUUCUGAUACAGAAGACUAUAGUGAUGCUGAUUAUGCAGGUGAAAAAUUGACUAGACGUUCAACAAGUGGAGUUUUAAUGUAG
This is a messenger RNA of Schistocerca piceifrons (Central American locust), 273 nucleotides long. RefSeq lists its product as uncharacterized. The transcript has 2 exons. The record is from RefSeq and is a predicted model, not a curated record. NCBI's taxonomy places the organism in Eukaryota, Metazoa, Arthropoda, Insecta, Orthoptera, Acrididae. The coding region runs from base 1 to 273 and encodes 90 amino acids.